AUGGUCGACCCCAUUGCCAGCGAGGCCUCAUCCGCCUACGACGCUCACCACAAACAGUUCACCUCCGAAGGCCUCCCCAAAAACGCCGCCGGCUGGCUCUCGCGCGCCCAAAAGGUCUCCGAAAUCGUCGCCACCACCGCAGCCCAACGCGACCUGGACAACACCUCUCCCACCGCUGAAGUCCUCCUCCUUAAGUCCUCCGGCCUGACAAAGAUCCUCGGACCCGUCCAGUACGGCGGAGGCGGCCAGGAAUGGGAUGUCGCUUACAAGGUCAUUAGGGAGGUCGCGAAGGGUGAUGGAUCCAUUGGAAUGCUCUUGGGUUACCAUCUUUUGUGGAGCACUACUGCGAACGUUGUUGGGACCGAAGAGCAGAAGGAGAGGAUUCAGAAGAAUAUUAUUGAGAACAACUGGUUCAUUGGAGGUGCCGUCAACCCCCGCGACGCUGAUCUAGUUAUCACCCCCGAAGGUGACGAACUCGUCUUCAACGGCUUCAAGCACUUCAACACCGGCGGCGUCGUCUCCGACGUGACAUGGCUCGAAGGCGCUAUCGACGGCCACAAGGAACACAUCUUUGCCCUCGUCCCAUCCAGCCAGCUUACGUUUGCUUACAACUGGGACAGCGUCGGUCUGCGAGGUUCCGAAUCCGGCUCUGUGAGAAUACAGAAUGUUCGUGUGGCCUGGGCUGACGCGUUGGGAUGGGAUGCUAAAACUCAGAAGCCUAUUGAGGCUGUUUUGGGGAUUCCGUAUGCUUCUCUGUUGCUUCCAACCAUUCAAAAUGUCUUCAACAACUUCUACGUCGGCAUCGCCCUCGGCGCCCUCGACUGGGCCCGCGCUUACACCCUCAAAUUCACCCGCCCGUGGCCCUACACCGACGACCCCAAAUCCAAAGCCCAAGACGAAUUCCACAUCCUCCAAAAAUUCGGCUCCUUCCACGCCCACCUCGCCGCCGCCUCCGCCCUCGCCGACGUCGCAAGCACUGAGAUCGCCGACCUCUACCGCGCCCACUCCCAAAACCGCGACGUCGACGCCCGGAAGCGUGGCGAGGUCGCGGAGACCAUCGCGAGCCUCAAGAUCGUUGCGACGGAUACCAGUUUGAGGGUCACCAGCGGCAUCUUUGAGAUUGUUGGCGCGAGGGCGACGGGGAGGAAGGCGAAUGCGGAUAGGUUCUGGAGGGAUAUCAGGACUCAUACCCUGCAUGACCCCGUGGCGUACAAGGAGAGGGAGGUGGGACGUUAUGCUUUGCUCGGCGAGAUUCCGGAGCCUACCUGGUACACGUAA
Molecule: messenger RNA, 1278 nt
Organism: Fimicolochytrium jonesii
Lineage: Eukaryota; Fungi; Chytridiomycota; Chytridiomycetes; Spizellomycetales; Powellomycetaceae
Product: acyl-CoA dehydrogenase/oxidase
Exons: 3
Coding region: 1-1278 (425 amino acids)
Biological process (GO): L-leucine catabolic process
Molecular function (GO): flavin adenine dinucleotide binding; 3-methylbutanoyl-CoA dehydrogenase activity
Source: RefSeq, a predicted model, not a curated record